Messenger RNA from Striga asiatica, 784 nucleotides. The record is from the annotation of a GenBank genome assembly. NCBI's taxonomy places the organism in Eukaryota, Viridiplantae, Streptophyta, Magnoliopsida, Lamiales, Orobanchaceae.
UUUACACACGUACACAGGAUCGAAUAAGUCGUGUUCGUUUUCUUUCUCUAGUUCGUUUUCUUUUCUUUUGGAUUUCUCUCAAGUCGAACCGUUCAUUUUGAUUGCGGCAAAUAAAAUUCCGUAAUCGUAGAAAUCGGACGAUCUCGAAAUAAUCUGUUGGCGGUGGGCAAGGCAAUGGAUGAGGGUUCUUCCAUGGGUUUGGGUUUGAGGACGGCUUCAAGUGCGGCCUCCUCUGCCUCAACUCCUAUAGACUCGUCAAAUAUUGGCUUUCAGCUCUUGAAGAAGCAUGGAUGGAAAGAGGGGACUGGACUUGGUGUUGAUGAGCAGGGCAGGUUGGAGCCGGUGCAGGCUUUUGUUAAGAAAAAUAAGCGCGGUUUGGGAGCAGAUAAACCCAAGAAGAUAAACAAGCACUCAAAGACCAAUGGUGCAGAUGAUCCAAAAGUUCCCAAGAGUAAAGCAAAGAAAAUCUCAAAAAAGAUGAAGAAAAUGCAAGAGUUAGAGAAACGGUUGCAAGAGAAGGAAUUCGAUCGUGCUUUCUUCAGGGAGUUUUGGCCAGAUAAUGUUUGACUCUGUUUGUUUUGAGUAAUGCAUUGAACACGUGUACAUACAGUUGUAUAAAAUAACUUGAUCAAUAAAUAGACUAUGAAAAAGUUAUACAUUUGAAACCAAGUUAUGUUAAAUACAUAAAUUCGAUUGAUUGUGUAAUAAAUUAUAACACGGGGGUGCUUUGUACAUCUCAUGGGAACCCUCCACAAAAAUAUGCAAUGCAAAUACUGAAAGCAAG